GUUCCCUUUUACCGUAAGCCCACACACCUUAUUUAUGAAGAAAUCCGAUUCUGUGAAAGCUCAGGAAAUUCCAUAUCUUGGUUUCAAAAUAUCUCCUCGUUCUCACGAUCCUGUAGGUGAAGACGGUUCGUCGUUUGGACGUCAAACGAACGAAUUAUGAACGAAAUACGAAUUCCGUUAGUACUCAAAGUACCAGGGACUAAAUAGGAAGUUUACCAGUCAACUAAAA
Molecule: messenger RNA, 229 nt
Organism: Linum tenue
Lineage: Eukaryota; Viridiplantae; Streptophyta; Magnoliopsida; Malpighiales; Linaceae
Source: the annotation of a GenBank genome assembly